Molecule: messenger RNA, 2369 nt
Organism: Trifolium pratense (red clover)
Lineage: Eukaryota; Viridiplantae; Streptophyta; Magnoliopsida; Fabales; Fabaceae
Exons: 3
Coding region: 303-1553 (416 amino acids)
Source: RefSeq, a predicted model, not a curated record
AAAGAAAACAAAACAAAACAAAAAACUGAAUGACAUCUUGCCUGGUUUGUCUCAUUUAUUCAUUCAAUUCAAAAUUCAACUGUUCCGUAUAUAUUAAUUUGUUUUGUUUGGCUGUUGACAUCUCAUCUCAUCUCAGAGAGAGGGGCGGUGAUAUGAUAUGUUUGCGUCUAAAUUCCCAAAAGUAGACGACCACCGUAGUGAAUCAACCACCUGAUCCCUCCACCCCACCUCAAAAGUAAAGUUAGACACAACAACGUUGGUUAAAGUUAAACCAUUCGCAGCUCCUUUUUGUUCAUUUCAAAAUGUCAUCAUGGCUCGCUCGUUCCCUUGCAAAUUCUCUUCGACUCGAUGACGUCGACAACAUUGAAAACGACAUCGUAACCGAUUCCUCAACCACCACCUCACCCACAAAUCAACAUCAACAACACCAACACAAUAAUAAUGCUCUUAGAUCACAAUUAGAACAAUAUAAUGAUGAAGACGAUGAAACGCAAGGUCGUGGUGGUGGUAGUGUUAAAGAAGACCUCGACGAAAUCAAACAAACCCUAACCCGCCAAUUUUGGGGUAUGGCUUCAUUUCUCGCUCCUCCUCCUCCUCCAACUAUUUCGAAUCAACAAGUUGAUGAUGCUGUAAUUUCGAAUCAAUCUUCGGAUGUGGAAAAUGGUAUUGUCCGUAGGGAUGAUCCUGACCCGAAUUUGAAUACAUUUGGAUCCGAUUCGGAAGGGGAAAGAGAACAGGAGCUUGAUAUUCAAUGCGCGGUUGGAAUUACGGACGAGGUCCUCACUUUUGCAAUGAAUAUCGCAAUGCAUCCUGAGACUUGGUUGGAUUUUCCUAUUGAUGAGGAAGAUGAUACACAUGAUUUUUACAUGUCCGACGUCCAACGAGAUCAUGCUGUGGUUGUUGAAAGACUUGCUCCGAGAUUAGCUGCGCUCAGAAUUGAACUUUGCCCUUGCCAUAUGAGUGAAAGUUACUUCUGGAAGGUCUAUUUUGUACUUUUGCAUUCAAGGCUUAAUAAACAAGAUUCAGAGAUUUUGUCUACACCCCAGGUCAUGGCAGCCAGAGCUAUGUGGAUGCAGGAAUUGCAGAAACAAACUAAGCCUGAAUUUGAACUUUACGGAAGAAGUUAUCUCUACUCAAGAGACAAUGCUCAGCAUCAUGAUUCUACUCCCAGCUUAUUAGAUGACACCUAUUCUGAUGACAUGCCUCAUCAAACAUAUGGAUAUAGAACAACCUCUUCCUCUGUGGUGGCAGAUAAUGAGUCUGAGAAGUACACAGUCGAAAGUUUUGGAUCACAUUUCUAUGAUAAGUCAGUUACUGAGCAAAAUCCAAUCAUUAAAACUGAAAAAAAGGAUCUAAAAAGUGGUCGACCAUCUCAAAUUAUUAUUCAGGACCAUGAUGACGACGGAGAUGAUGAUUGGCCAGAAGAUGAUUCUGGAUAUGGAGGAAUAACACUCCCUAUUGUUAAUGAAGAAGACAUAUCUUUCAGCGAUCUUGAGGAUGAUGAUUAUGGCAUUAAGCAUGUUAAUACCAAUUCAAGUUCAAAGGUGGUAUAAACUUCAAUCCAGAUGACACAGCUGUGGUGAUUUUAGGGGCACCGGAACCUCACUCGAAACAUGGAAUCAUAAAGAUGAUUGCCGCAUGUUCGGAAAAACAUGGAUACUGGUGUGUGAACUCUAGCUUUUUUUGUUCAUAAUGGUGAGCGAAGUUGCAAAAUUGUUGUGAUGCUAUUUGAGGUUGUUAAGCGAAUAUGUAAAUCCUUUUCUCCCAACAUUUUUUUGCCACAUGGCUAGGUGGCUUGGUAGUUGGGUCUUUCAUAUGAUGAAAACAACUCAAAUGAAAAGGAAAAGGAGCAAAGAAAAGGGAUAUGAUGUUGUGGGUUGAAUUCAAUACGAGCAUCAAUCCCAGGGACAACUUGUUCGAAGAUACAUCAUAUAGGUGCUAGAAUGUAUAUAAAAUGCCUUGUUUGUCAUCAAAUAUAGAUUUUUAAUUUCUCUUUGAUUUAAUAGGGUUCGGAGUUUGCUCCCCCGGUGUUGUUCUCCUGAAUCCUAAUUGCCUUGGUGUGUCAACUGUGUUUGAAAACCAUAGUGAUUAUUUCAAUAACUUGAUUGAUGAUCAACUGGAAUGUGUUUUUCAUCUUAGGAUAUACCCCUUCAGAAUUCUUGGCAUAAAGUUUUUAGGUUAAACUAAGGAGAACCUGAAGGAUUUUUUUUCUUUUUCUGAAAUGAUAAAUGUUCGUGUUUGCUGUAUUUUGUUGGAGUAGGGAUUCAACAUUCUCUACAUCAAACUGAACUUAUAUCUCCUAGAAACCGAAGGUUAAUUACACUUUGGCCGUUUGUAAAAAUGGAUUUUCAACUAUCUUAUUACUUGCA